This is a messenger RNA of Lycium ferocissimum, 450 nucleotides long. RefSeq lists its product as uncharacterized. The record is from RefSeq and is a predicted model, not a curated record. The coding region runs from base 1 to 450 and encodes 149 amino acids. Gene Ontology annotation, biological process: DNA integration. The transcript has a single exon. Lineage: Eukaryota; Viridiplantae; Streptophyta; Magnoliopsida; Solanales; Solanaceae. Gene Ontology annotation, molecular function: nucleic acid binding.
AUGGAAAGAGACAGCAUUCGCUAUGUACAAAAGUGUCAUCAAUGUCAAGUUCACGGAGAUUUCAUUCGAGUUCCCCCAAAUGAGCUCAAUGUAAUGGGUUCCCCUUGGUCGUUCGCCGCUUGGGGCAUGGAUGUGAUUGGACCUAUCGAACCCCCUGCAUCAAAUGGGCAUCGCUUCAUCUUAGUGGCCAUCGAUUAUUUCACUAAAUGGGUCGAAGCUUCAACGUACAAGGCAGUAACAAAGAAGGUGGUAGCAAAUUUUGUUCGCAACAAUAUAGUUUGCCGAUUUGGGAUUCCAGAGUCAAUUAUCACAGAUAAUGCAGCCAAUCUCAACAGCGAUCUUAUGAGAGAGACUUGUGAAAAGUUCAAGAUUGCCCACCGAAAUUCCACGACAUCGACCACGGAUGAAUGGAGAAGUCGAGCGGCAAAUAAGAACAUCAAGAAGAUCUGA